Colletotrichum acutatum is the source of this 362-nucleotide messenger RNA. RefSeq lists its product as uncharacterized. Lineage: Eukaryota; Fungi; Ascomycota; Sordariomycetes; Glomerellales; Glomerellaceae. Bases 105 to 362 code for a protein of 85 amino acids. The transcript has 5 exons. The record is from RefSeq and is a predicted model, not a curated record.
GUCUUGAUAGUAUUUGAACACGAACAUUCGCCUUCGCACUACAGAGUCCACUUCAUCGCCAUCUGGAGUCAUCUUUACAACACACUCUUUCUCAGUUAACAAUCAUGAAGGCUUCUAUUAUUACCACUCUGCUUGCUCAGGCUCUUGCCGUCAGUGCUUUGCAGAAGUACUGCAACGGUGGACAAGGUCUCGCCAGUGGAAACACCUGUGAGGGAAAGGGAGCAAACUCUUAUUGCUGCCUCAACGUACAAUCAUCAGCGUUCCCCACUUUCCGCGGAUCAUGCUUCUCCCCCCAGAGCAUUCGUGAUCGGGAGGAUGUCAGCCAGGACUGCCCUGGAGGUUCUGUCUACUGCUGCGACUAA